AUGGACGAAAAUCAUAUGGAUCAAUUCUCUAUCUUUGAACCCCCACCCAUGGACACCACCAUACAGACAAGAGAGUGGGUAGAGUUCAGACCCAUCAAUCAAAUAUCUGAGUAUUCCGCAGUGGAAUUUAACAUACCCCCGUUAUCUACAGGUUACAUGGAUCUUAAGAAUAGUCGCUUGAAAAUUAAGAUUAGGAUAUUAAACGAAUCAAACUCUCCGGUUAGUGAGGAAGAUCCGGUGGCACUGUCUAAUUUACCCCUGCACACAAUUUUCGCUCAGGUGGAUACCAGUCUCCAACAGACUCUCGUCUCACAAUUGGGAACCAACUAUCCAUACAAAGCUUACAUCGAUACUUUAUUGUCAACUUCCGCGGAGAACUACGAAGUACGAUUUUCUCAACUCUUUUUCAAAGACACUUCAGAUCCCGACGAUGCAGAUCCAAUCAAAGGAGUGAACAUUGGUUUAUUUCAAAGGUAUCAAUACACCAAGAGCGGGAAAUUGGUCGACUUGGAGGGUCCGUUGCACGUAGACGUUUUCGAGCAACAACGUUUGAUUUUAAAUGGAGUGGCACUGUCCCUUAAGCUUUGGCACAGUAAGGAUCCGUUAAGAUUAAUGUGUGCAUCAGGUGGAGAUUACAAAAUACAGAUCGUGGAUGUCAGCUUUAAACUCUGUAUUCAAAGACCUAAUCCUGCUCUCACCAUGGCCCACUUGAAAAUGUUAGAAAAAUCACCUGCAAUAUAUCCUUACAUCUCCUCUAAUUUAAAAAUUGCUUCAGUUGCCAAAGGAGAAUUCGCUUUUACCAUGGACGACGUGUUUCAGGGUGAAGUCCCUUCCACGCUUGUGGUAGGGUUAGUUUCAAGCAGCGCAUUCAGCGGAGAUUAUAAGAAAUCACCCUAUAACUUUCAACAUUUUGACUGUAAUUUCGUCGGAUUUUAUGUGGACGGACAAUCCUUUCCCUCUAAACCCCUACAGCCUAAUUACGAUACCCAAACAUACCUAGAAGCUUACCAGACCCUAGUGGAAGGAAGAGAAACAAUCCAUGUAGAGAGAGAGGAUUAUAUCUCUGGAAAUGCCUUGUAUGUGUUGAAUAUAAAUCCCUACAUCGAUUUCAAUACCAAAAGGAAAGGUCAUUGUCGCCUGGAACUAAAAUUUGCCGUUCCAUUACCGGAGAGUGUAACCGUGAUCUUAUAUGCGAAAUUUCCGCAGGUUCUUCUCAUCGAUCAGUCGAGAAGCAUCAUAUUCAAAUGUGAACAACUACGAGUUGUCGGGGUAUCUAGCAAAAUACGGAGUUCGGGUCGUGUGUGCAGACAAACUUCCCAGCGAUUUACACCAAACCAAACAAACAUUUUGGGUCGUGAAUACUGA
Molecule: messenger RNA, 1365 nt
Organism: Saccostrea echinata
Lineage: Eukaryota; Metazoa; Mollusca; Bivalvia; Ostreida; Ostreidae
Exons: 1
Coding region: 1-1365 (454 amino acids)
Biological process (GO): deoxyribonucleotide biosynthetic process
Cellular component (GO): cytosol
Molecular function (GO): ribonucleoside-diphosphate reductase activity, thioredoxin disulfide as acceptor
Source: RefSeq, a predicted model, not a curated record